Messenger RNA from Choloepus didactylus (southern two-toed sloth), 6477 nucleotides. RefSeq names its product BICD cargo adaptor 2 (gene BICD2). The record is from RefSeq and is a predicted model, not a curated record. The coding region runs from base 105 to 2651 and encodes 848 amino acids. Gene Ontology annotation, biological process: microtubule anchoring at microtubule organizing center; protein localization to organelle; regulation of microtubule cytoskeleton organization. NCBI's taxonomy places the organism in Eukaryota, Metazoa, Chordata, Mammalia, Pilosa, Megalonychidae. Gene Ontology annotation, cellular component: Golgi apparatus; cytosol. The transcript is spliced from 7 exons. Gene Ontology annotation, molecular function: dynein complex binding; dynactin binding; cytoskeletal adaptor activity.
AGUGCGGCGGCGCGUCCGCGGCCCGGGGCGGCCGUCGGGGCUGGGCGGCGGCGGCUGCAGAGCGCGGCGUGAGCGACGGCCCCUGGCCUGCCCCAGCCCGCGCCAUGUCGGCGCCGUCGGAGGAGGAGGAGUACGCGCGGCUGGUGAUGGAGGCGCAGCCCGAAUGGCUGCGCGCCGAGGUGAAGCGGCUCGCCCACGAGCUGGCCGAGACCACGCGCGAGAAGAUCCAGGCGGCCGAGUACGGGCUGGCGGUGCUCGAGGAGAAGCACCAGCUCAAGCUGCAGUUCGAGGAGCUCGAGGUGGACUACGAGGCCAUCCGCGGCGAGAUGGAGCAGCUCAAAGAGGCAUUUGGGCAGGCGCACACGAACCACAAGAAGGUGGCCGCAGAUGGUGAGAGCCGGGAGGAGAGUCUGAUCCAGGAGUCGGCCUCCAAGGAGCAGUACUAUGUGCGCAAGGUGCUGGAGCUGCAGACAGAGCUGAAGCAGCUGCGCAACGUCCUCACCAACACGCAGUCAGAGAACGAGCGUCUCGCCUCGGUGGCCCAGGAGCUGAAGGAGAUCAACCAGAAUGUGGAGGUGCAGCGUGGCCGCCUGCGUGACGACAUCAAGGAAUAUAAGUUCCGGGAGGCCCGCCUGCUGCAGGACUAUUCGGAGCUGGAGGAGGAGAACAUCUGCCUGCAGAAGCAAGUGUCCGUGCUCAGGCAGAACCAGGUGGAGUUCGAGGGCCUCAAGCAUGAGAUCAAGCGGCUGGAGGAGGAGACCGAGUACCUCAAUAGCCAGCUGGAGGAUGCCAUCCGGCUCAAGGAGAUCGCCGAGCGGCAGCUGGAAGAGUCGCUGGAGGCGCUCAAGACGGAGCGGGAGCAGAAGAACAGCCUGCGCAAGGAGCUCUCGCACUACAUGAGCAUCAACGACUCCCUCUACACCAGCCACCUGCACGUCUCCCUGGACGGCCUCAAGUUCAGCGACGAUGCCGCCGCUGAAGCCAGCAGCGAUGCUGAGGCCCUGGUCAACGGCUUUGAGCACAGCAGCCUGGCCAAGCUGCCGCCAGACAGCAAGGUCUCCACACCCAAAGAGGACAGCCUGCCACCGCCCUCCCCCAGCCUGGUCUCCGACCUCCUUAGCGAGCUCAACAUCUCCGAGAUCCAGAAGCUGAAGCAGCAGCUGAUGCAGGUGGAGCGGGAGAAGGUGGGCCUGCUGGCGUCGCUGCAGGACACACAGAAGCAGCUGGAGCACACGCGGGGCAUCCUGUCGGAGCAGCACGAGAAGGUGGGCCGCCUCACAGAGGACCUGAAUGCCCUGCGGCGCCUGCAGGCCACCAAGGAGCGGCAGACAGCCCUGGACAGCGAGAAGGAGCGGGACAGCCACGAGGAUGGUGACUACUAUGAAGUGGACAUCGACGGGCCGGAGAUCUUGGCCUGCAAGUACCAUGUGGCCGUGGCUGAGGCAGGUGAGCUGCGGGAGCAGCUGAAGGCCCUGCGCAGCGCACACGAGGCCAGCAUGGCCCAGCACGCCGAGGAGACGGGCCGCUACGAGGCCGAGGGCCGGGCCCUCAGCGAGAAGGUCUCCUUGCUGGAGCAGGCCGGCCACCGGGACCGCGACCUGCUGACCCGGCUGGAGACGGAGCUGAAGAAGGUGAGUGAUGUGGCUGGCGAGACUCAAGGCAGCCUGAGCGCAGCGCAGGAUGAGCUAGUGACCUUCAGUGAGGAGCUGGCCAGCCUGUACCACCACGUGUGCAUGUGCAACAAUGAGACGCCCGCCCGCGUCGUGCUGGACUACUACCGUGAGGGCCAGGGUGGGCCGGGCCGCGCCAGCCCCGAGGGCCGUGGUCGCCGCUCGCCCAUCCUCCUGCCCAAGGGGUUGCUGGCCGCCGAGGCGGGCAAGGCCGAGGCCGGGGAUGGCAGCCCCUCACCCAGCCCCUCGCUGCCCUCACCCCUGAGCGACCCGCGCCGUGAGCCCAUGAACAUCUACAGCCUGAUCGCCAUCAUCCGCGACCAGAUCAAGCACCUGCAGGCAGCCGUGGACCGCACCACGGAGCUGUCGCGGCAGCGCAUUGCCUCUCAGGAGCUGGGCCCCGCCACUGACAAGGACAAGGAGGCGCUGAUGGAGGAGAUCCUGAAGCUCAAGUCGCUGCUGAGCACCAAGCGCGAGCAGAUCACCACCCUGCGCACUGUUCUCAAGGCCAACAAGCAGACGGCCGAGGUGGCCCUGGCCAACUUGAAGAGCAAGUACGAGAACGAGAAGGCCAUGGUGACUGAGACCAUGAUGAAGCUGCGCAAUGAGCUCAAGGCGCUCAAGGAGGACGCCGCCACCUUUUCCUCACUGCGUGCCAUGUUCGCCACCAGGUGCGAUGAGUACAUCACGCAGCUGGACGAGAUGCAGCGGCAGCUGGCGGCCGCCGAGGACGAGAAGAAGACACUCAACUCACUGCUACGCAUGGCCAUCCAGCAGAAGCUGGCGCUGACCCAGCGGCUGGAGCUGCUCGAGCUGGACCACGAGCAGGCGCGGCGUGGCCGCUCCAAGGCCACCCCCAAGGCCAAGCCCGCCCCCCCCAGUGUAAGUCACGCCUGCGCCUGUGCCAGCGGCCGGGCCGAGGUGCCCGGGCUCGCCAGCCACGUAUUGUGCAGCGAGAAGUACAACAUCUCCUGCGACUAGGGCCACCGGGUGCCACCCGCCACAGCUAACACGCCGCCCGUCUGCUCCCCUCCCACUAACCCAGCACGGAGGGGCCUGGCCGCGGGGUCCUAACCGAGACUAAUCCACAAAGGGAAUGCUUCUCAUGCAGGCUGCGUGGGGGCCGCCGCCCCUGCGGGGAGACUGGACAGGCUUCUAUCUGCUUCUUACGUCCUCUGCAGCGCAGGAGCCUCCGCCAUGCCCAUGUGCUCCAUCCGGCAGGAGCCGGGGUGGGGCGGGCUGCAGGUCCUCACGUGAGCACAGCGUGGCAUCCCAGGGACCAUGGCUGCCCCUGAGGAACCUCAAACCCAAGGUGGAAGGGCACGUGUCCCUGGCGAGCGUCCAGUGGCUGCCCCCGGCCCGUCCGUCCUGCCUCUGAGGGUGCUCUGCCCAGGCCCUGACUCAGAAACAGUUACCCCGUAGUUUGUGCAGCAUUGCAUGGCAAGUCACAUUCAGGACACAAGUGCAGAGAACUCCCCCAAGCCCAGAGAAGAGCCCCCGGUGCCCACACCUCCCAGAACCAAGCUUGGUGGCCGCAGUUUCUCCUUUCUGAGAUGUGUCUGCUUGCCUGGUGCCUGCGGGUGGCAAAUCGGAACGCACGGGCCUGGGGUUUCCUUUUCCGAUGAACAGAGCUUUCCAAGUGCCUAGCCAGAGCCUCUGUGUUCAGUAGGCAGCCCCUUCCCUUUGUAUUUGGGGUCUCCCCGGGCUUUCUUGGCAGAUUUCCCUGCUGUCUGCCCCUCCUCUUUGGUCACAUAGCGUUAGCAGCCCCCGCUGAAGCUGAAACACACGUCAGCUCAGUUGAACUGAAAACAUUAGUGCUAGCAGGAGUCUGGCUGGGACUGGCAGGCUCAGCCAGGGCUGGGUCCCGGGAUUCCCAGGUAGGAAGAGUGAGGUUUUCUUUAUUUAGUGCAAUUUGGAGGUUGGGGUGGGGUGGGGGGAAGUAGCAAUGACACAAAAGGAGAGCAGGCAGCAUUGGGAGCCUGCAGGUUUUCCGUUAUCACAGGCUUUAUCUGCACGAGAGCUUUGGCAGCGGGCACUGUCUGCGUUUACACUUCUUGAAGCAGAACCUCUCCCAGUAUUUCUUCUCUGUGUCUCACAGUGGGGCCAGAAGGCUGCAUUUUUCUCUUUUUAAGAGGCACCAGGCAUCCCGGUGCUGCAGAGAAAGGAAAUUCACGUUACCAGUUGCCCCUCCAUCCCUCCCUGUUUCUUUUGGUUCUUCAGUGUGUCUUGGUCCCCACCGAUCUUCCAGUGCUGCCGACACGGUGGGCAGAUUGCACCUGAGGUGGGAGGUAUCUGGGAGCUGAGGGGCCUGUGUGGCACGCUGGGGACAUCCAGGCUUGGGUGUCCUCCCCUGCGAGAAGGGGCCGUGCCGUCCCCCGCCUGUACGAGCAGGCCUUCCUGGCAGGGUGCUGCUGUCUCGCCUGCCCCGCAUGCCUGCCCCACGUGCCGUCCCCGCACGCCACCCUGCGCCCUCCUGGCCCGACUGCCAGCUCGCAGCUUCUCUCAGUACUUGUAAAGGCUCUGGACCCUCGGAAGGGCCCCUGCAGAAAGCACAGCCACCCUCUGCCACACGCCGCCACCUGCUGCCCAUAACCCACCCAGCACUCGCAGCGCGGCCCAGGCCUGCAGUUUUCAAGACAGGACGCACCAAGCCACCACUUCUCUAACGAUGUCUUGUUUUCUCCCGUUUCCAGCUGUAGAGUAGCUGCCGAGGACUCGGGCCCCUGGCCCUGUCGGGUCGCGGCUCCUUUCCUCGCUCUCGUGGUGCGGUGAAGGGAGUGCCAACCGCUACCCGAGGAAAGAAGGCGACCCAAAAUUCCACUUAGAACCUUCUUUGGAAAUGCCACUGCAGUUCUUUUCAAAACCGCAUUCCCCGAGUGUUUAUUGGGAGAAAGGAAAAGCUUUAAUGUCGAAAAUGCCGCGAGCUGCUGCUUGACGAGACCUUUUUACAAGUGCUGAAGAAUCUGCUUCACACAGUGAUGCACACGCUUGUUUAUGAACCUACUAGAAUUGCUCACCACUGGGGGAUCCUUCUUACUGCAGAGAUUCCUUUUUUAUCCGAUCAACCUGUGCACUUUUGAUAUUUUGAUAUCCCGUUUGCUUCUUUAAUUCCUUGUGUAGAGACGGUUCUCAGAUGCUGUGGUUUGUGGUCAUGGUUGCGUUAGCCUCCGUCUUAGCCCUCGGCCUGUCGGUUUGAUAUCCGCACGUUGCAGAGACGUGUCCUCUUUGUCGUGUCUAGCUCUAGACUGCUUCAGAGGAGGGCCUCGACGCCACCAGGAGCUGGGUUACAUGUUUCCAAGCGUGGCUCAGCUGUCUUUUAGACGAUACGGCGUUAACAGCUCAUGUUUGAAAUUACAGAUUUUAAAUGCCAUGUUCAUUAAGAAAUCCAGGGUAUUCAGAUUCUGGGGUUUUUCAUAUUGUAUUAUUAUUAUUCUUAGGAAUAGUUCAAUGUAACAAGGAGAAAACUUGACCUUUGCUCUGGUUAAAACAGUAAUAGGCACUUGAAAAAAAAAACUGAUAAAUUAUUGAAUGAGUAGUAUUAACCUACAAAUUCCAGAACUGUCUGGGUUUUAGGACAUUGUGAGGCAUGACUGAUUAACAGAAUUUUAUACAACUGUACCAGUGAAAUUCCAAAUUGGAAUUGUUUUGUUACUCUGGUUGUUGUGCCAAAUUGUGGUACACUUAGAAAAUUUCUCCAGCCGUCAAUUUUUUAGGGUGUUUGAUUUCAGCACCUUUUUUGUUAGUAAUCAUUGCCAGUAGUGCCUUCAUCGUCUAAGGGAUGUGUCCCUGAGUAGUUUAUUCUCAAAAGCAGACAGUGAAGAGCUAGUUUGGGAUCUCUAAGGCCAGCAUGGAGCAAUAAGUGAGAGGCUCUUCACUGAGAGGAGGACAGGGAUUGUACAAAAUUCUGUUAGUCAGUGAUUCUUUACCUGCACAGAUCCUUGCAAAUUCAGGGGCUUAGAAAACGAAAGCAAACACGAAACACUGAGUGUGCUUUGGGAACCAAAUGGACUUCUGUGGGACAGACUGAGCAAGCGAUAUCAAAACACAUUUGCGAGGGCCCGAGAAGGCGUCAGGAAUGUUCUCUUUGUGCGGAGGUGGGCAAGGGUGAGCCCUGGGAUUCUUUGCAAAUGUGGAAACGGGACGUUAAUACCCACUCUUGCUUAGUGUAAACUAAUCACUGUUAAUUUCAGGAAACAGAAGUCGUCAGAGCUCCUCGGCAAACCAGGCCAGCCCGCCCGUGCUGUGUUGCCGAGGCUCCGGUGAAUAGGCAAAUUGGUAUUUCAGGAGGAACACAAAUAAAGGGUCCUCCCACCUCCAAAAGAAAAAAACAAGUACAAAUCAUAAUAAUAUAAAUGACAAGAAUGAGAGAAUUCUGUUUCCUGGAAUAAGCAUUUCUUAUUCCUAGUUAUAAGGGCCUCCUAUUUUUACCUUCUUUUACAGUAUUGAUUCAUAAGAAAUGUUGUUACAUUUGAGAUAACUUCAUCUGUAUGGGGUAUUUAUUUGCAAUGAUGUCUGAGUACUGUAUUUUUUUUUCUGUGCAUUAUCCUAGAAUGUUGGUCUUUAUUUUAAGGUCAUAUGCAUGUUUUCCUGCCGAAGAACCUUUACACAGACCCAACAAACAAAAGUAUAAUAAUAAACAAAUGCCUUUGGUUUCUGAAAAAAUGGGGCAAAGCACAGAAAAGGAAUAGGACAGAGAAAUUAAUUGGGACAUAAAUAUGACUUGAAUGUCUGCAUAGGAACAGUGGGCCUGUGUAAAGAGUCACGUGGUAGGACCAGUAAAUAAAAAAGAAGAAUAAAAAGACAAAAA